This is a messenger RNA of Rana temporaria (common frog), 7938 nucleotides long. RefSeq names its product MYC binding protein 2 (gene MYCBP2). The transcript is spliced from 35 exons. Lineage: Eukaryota; Metazoa; Chordata; Amphibia; Anura; Ranidae. Bases 247 to 7071 code for a protein of 2274 amino acids. Gene Ontology annotation, cellular component: nucleus. The record is from RefSeq and is a predicted model, not a curated record.
GGUGAUCUAUGUGAAUUUUUGUUGUAAACAUUGACCAUUUUACACUUCUUUAUUUUAAAUUUUUAUUUGAGGAUUGUGUUCAAUUGUUUUCUGGUAAAUGGCAUGACACACUACAUCCAGGCCAAGGUUUGGAUGUUUAAAGCUGGUUUGUAUUGCUGUUAAUUUAAGGUUAAAUUAUUUCCAAAUAUUGUUCAUCCCUAGGCAGUGCAAGUCUUACUGUGCUUUUUCCUGUAUUAAUGGUAUUUUAUGCACUUUGCUACUUCUACCCAUUUCUCUGCUAUUUCUCUCUCAAACUCUGUUGCUCAGAAUAUCUUUUAUGCUAGCCAAGGAGCCAGGGACUUGGACUUUUUAUCUUGGACUGCUAAAGGUUUUCUCCCCCAGGAGCAGGUAGCAAAUUCGGAGGAUUUAUUGAAAGACUUCAAUGUGCAUUGCACACAGGAAAUGACAAUGCAAGAGCAUGACGUCCCAGUACUCAGGGGCGGACCUGGAUUCUACAAGGUAGUGAAGACUGGGCCCUCUGGUCACAACAUCAGAAGCUGCCCAAACCUAAGAGGUAUCCCAAUUGGAAUGUUAGUUCUGGGAAACAAAGUCAAGGCUGUGGGCGAGGUGGUCAGUUCUGAAGGUACAUGGGUACAGUUGGAUAAAAACAGCAUGGUAGAGUUCUGUGAGAAUGAUGAGGGUGAGGCUUGGUCCUUGGCAAGAGAUGCUGGAGGCAAUCAAUAUCUCCGUCAUGAAGAUGAGCAAAUUGUAGAACAGGAAUCACAGACACCACCUCCAAGCCCGUUUUCCAUUCAGAUUUUCCGGCGCAGUGCAAGUGGAAACAUCAUUCCAGGAUUUGACUACGGCCUUGGAAAUAAAGGUGAUCAACUGAGUGCCCUACUGAAUUCCAUUCAGUCAAGGCCUAGUUUGCCAGCUCCUUCCAUCUUUGACCAAGCUGCAAAACCUCCCUCUUCCCUAGUCCACAGUCCAUUUGUGUUCGGACAGCCCCCCUCCUUCCAGCAGCCUCAGCCUCCACUUCAGAACCCCACACCAUGCUGUGAUGCUUCUUGUGAGCCUGUUAGCAAAAUUAAAGCUCGUCCUACAUCUGCUUUUUCUCAGCUUUCUAACAGACCAAAGGAUGAAAGGUUGCUUUUUACUGUUCCUGCUAAGCCAACUCCUACAACAAGCAAAUCAGACUUGCCUUCAAAGCAGAAAGCUGAAAGCAAGUCACCCAAGCCAGAUGGAAGAGCAAGCCGCUCUAAUGCUGAUCAGAAGAAACCACGAAAUAAUGAGGGGCUCACAGCUAGUGAGUCUCUUCUCCUUAAGUCAGAUGCUGCAAAACUCCGAUCAGAUUCCCACAGCCGAUCUUUAUCACCAAACCACAACACUCUACAAAUUCUGAAGUCUGAUGGAAAAUCAUGUGGUCUGAGAUCUGAAUCACCUGGUCCUGGUUCACGCUCCACAUCACCAAAACCAAAAACUGUGCCUACUGGAAAGACUAAUGUGUCCAGUGCAGGUGCUUCCCGCUCUGCAUCUCCACAAGAGAAAAGCCUACCUCAAAAAGCUGCUGGUCCUGCAAAGGCCAAGCUUGAACCACCGCGGGAAAGAUCUAAGUCAGAUUCCUAUACUCUGGAUCCUGAUACACUACGCAAAAAGAAGGUACCAUUCACUGAACCGUUAAGAGGGCGGUCCACUUCACCCAAACCGAAAAUGACUGUGAGGGAUGGUAAACCUGCUGAUGGUAGUGAAAAUAGAGCUCCAUCUCCACAUGUUGUCCAAGAAAAUCUACACAGUGAGGUAGUUGAAGUCUGUUCUUCAAGUACAUUAAAGACCAACAGCAUUACUGACAGCACAUGUGAGGACAAUACUGAGGUAAUAAGUGUUGAUGAUGCUGCAGGCAAAGUUCAUUUUAGCAUUGGAAAAGCGCCAGUAAAGGAAGAGCAAGAGACACGUUCAUCUCCCAAAGCCAACCGUAAGAGUGCUGGCAGGCAUGUUCGGCCCAAAAAGGAAAAAACAAACCUUCUGUUUAAAGAUGGUUCAAGAUCUACUGAACCAGCAAAGGAAGCAAUGUCCCCAUCUGUAGCUGAAUGUUCAAGAGCUGUGUUUGCAGCUUUUCUUUGGCAUGAAGGUAUUGUUCAUGAUGCUAUGGCAUGUUCUUCAUUUUUAAAAUUUAAUCCAGACCUGUCCAAGGAGCAUGCACCCAUUAGAAGCAGUCUUAACAGUCAGCAGCCUACAGAAGAAAAAGAAGUCAAGUUAAAGAACAGACACUCAAUAGAAAUAUCAUCUGCUCUCAACAUGUUUCAUAUAUCGCCACAUGGGCCAGACAUAUCAAAAAUGGUCAGUAUUAAUAAGAACAAGGUUUUGUCAAUGCUUACUGAACGGACACUUCACGAGAGGUGUGAGGAUAGCAAGCAUGAAAGUUCCUCAUUUGAUGUGUCAAAUCACCACCCUACCAAAUCCAGAGCUCUUCUUCCUUUAACACUUCAACACCUUGUGGCCUUUUGGGAAGAUAUUUCACUGGCCACUAUAAAGGCAGCUUCCCAAAAUAUGAUUUUCCCCAGUCCUGGUUCUUGUGCCGUGCUAAAGAAAAAAGAAGGUGAAAAGGACAACAAAAAAGCCAAGAAGGAGAAAAAGAAGAAGGAAAAGGCGGAGUCACGGCCACGUGGUAAUCUCUUUGGUGAAAUGGCUCAGCUAGCAGUAGGAGGACCAGAGAAAGACACAGUUUGUGAACUAUGUGGAGAAUCGCAUCCUUAUCCAGUGACAUAUCACAUGCGGCAAGCUCACCCAGGCUGUGGAAGAUAUGCUGGUGGUCAAGGCUAUAACAGCAUAGGACACUUCUGUGGCGGAUGGGCUGGUAACUGUGGUGAUGGAGGUGUAGGUGGAAGCACUUGGUACUUAGUCUGUGACCGCUGCAGAGAGAAAUAUCUUCGGGAAAAACAAGCAGCGGUAAGGGAUAAGGUAAAGCAAUCCAGGAGAAAACCAGUACAGUUGAAAACACCACGUUCUUUACCUACCAUGGAAGCCCAUCAAGUGAUAAAAGCCAAUGCACUCUUCCUGUUGUCCUUGAGCAGUGCAGCAGAACCAAGCAUUCUCUGUUAUCACCCCCCCAAACCAUUCCCAUCCCAGCUACCUAGUGUGAAAGAAGGGAUCUCCGAAGAUCUGCCUCCCAAGAUGCAAUGUCUCUACCUGCAGACUUUAGCAAGACAUCAUCACGAGAACUUUGUAGGCUACCAGGAUGAUAAUCUCUUCCAGGAUGAAAUGAGAUAUCUUCGGUCUACAUCAGUGCCAGCUCCUUACAUAUCAGUAACUCCCGAUGCUUGUCCGAAUGUUUUUGAGGAACCAGAGAACAACAUGAAAUCUAUGCCACCCAGUUUGGAAACAAGUCCUAUAACAGAUACCGAUUCUGCUAAACGCACAGUCUUCCAAAGAUCUUAUUCAGUUGUUGCCUCAGAAUAUGACAAGCAGCAUUCAGUUCUUCAGCCACGAGUCAAAGCUAUUCCCAGAAGGAGAGUCAACAGUGGAGAUGCUGAUUCAUUUCGCACAUGGACACAGACAAACAGCAAUUUCUUCAAAAUAACACAAGAAGUUGGGUCCUCUUUACUUAGACACCCAUCACCAGAGCUGUCUCGCUUGAUCUCUGCUCAUAGUUCACUGUCUAAAGGCGAGAGGAAUUUCCAGUGGCCAGUUUUAGCCUUUGUUAUCCAACACCAUGAUCUUGAAGGCCUUGAGAUUGCUAUGAAACAGGCCCUUAGGAAGUCCGCUUGCAGGGUCUUUGCUAUGGAGGCUUUCAAUUGGCUGCUUUGCAAUGUCAUUCAAACAACAUCUUUGCAUGACAUUUUAUGGCACUUUGUGGCAUCACUUACACCUGCUCCUCUGGAACCAGAGGAAGAAGAGGAUGAGGAGAAUAAGGCAAAUAAAGAGAAUGCUGAACAAGAGAAAGAUACAAGAGUGUGUGAACACCCUCUUUCAGACAUUGUGAUUGCUGGUGAAGCAGCUCACCCAUUGCCUGACACAUUUCACCGUCUUCUUCAGACUAUUUCUGAUCUUAUGAUGUCACUUCCUGGGGGCAGUUCACUACAACAGAUGGCACUGAGGUGUUGGAGUCUUAAAUUCAAGCAGUCUGAUCACCAGUUUCUUCACCAGAGUAAUGUUUUUCACCACAUUAACAACAUCCUUUCAAAGUCUGAUGAUGGUGAUAGUGAAGAAAGCUUCAACAUUAGUGUGCAGUCUGGCUUUGAAGCAAUCAACCAGGUUAUUGAACUUUGCUUAGUUACUGCCCUCAAAGACAUGACCAGCAUUGUUGAUAUUAAGACUUCCAGCAGGCCAGCUAUGAUUGGAAGUUUAACAGAUGGGUCUACAGAGACAUUUUGGGAAUCGGGCGAUGAAGACAAAAAUAAAACAAAGAGCAUCACAAUAAACUGUGUGAAAGGCAUUAAUGCGCGUUAUGUAUCAGUCCACGUGGACAACUCUCGAGAUUUGGGGAACAAAGUCACUUCAUUGACCUUUUUCUGUGGGAAGACUGUGGAAGACCUAUGCAGAGUCAAGCAGGCUGAGCUGGAUUCUAGGCACAUUGGCUGGAUAACAAGUGAGCUUCCUGGAGGAGAUAACCAUAUCAUCAAAAUUGAGUUGAAGGGUCCGGAGAAUACCCUAAGAGUGCGGCAAGUUAAAGUGCUCGGCUGGAAAGAUGGCGAGUCCAUCAAAAUAGCUGGACAGAUUUCAGCUAGUGUAUCACAGCAAAGGAACUGUGAAUCGGAGACACUGCGUGUGUUCAGACUGAUAACCUCACAGGUAUUUGGCAAGUUGAUUUCUGGAGAUGCAGAACCAACACCAGAACAAGAGGAGAAGGCUCUGCUAUCCUCGCCUGAGGGAGAGGACAAGGCAACUUCUGAUGCAGACCUCAAGGAACACAUGGUUGGUAUCAUAUUUAGCAGGAGUAAACUCACCAACUUACAAAAACAGGUAUGUGCCCACAUAGUACAAGCAAUCAGAAUGGAGGCUACACGAGUCCGAGAAGAGUGGGAACAUGCUAUUUCCAGCAAGGAAAAUGCAAACUCGCAGCCAAAUGAUGAGGAUGCAUCUUCUGAUGCUUAUUGUUUUGAACUGCUGUCUAUGGUUCUUGCUCUGAGUGGGUCUAAUGUUGGAAGGCAGUAUUUAGCUCAGCAGUUGACUUUACUGCAAGAUCUUUUCCAUCUGCUGCAUACAGCUUCUCCCAGAGUACAGAGGCAGGUGACCUCUUUGCUUCGUCGCGUUCUGCCUGAAGUGACACCAUCUCGUCUUGCUAGCAUCAUUGGUGUCAAGUCGCUACCACCAGCAGACAUCAGUGACAUCAUCCACUCUACAGAGAAAGGAGACUGGAACAAGCUUGGCAUUUUGGACAUGUUCCUGGGAUGCAUUGCUAAGGCACUCACAGUCCAAUUGAAGGCCAAGGGAACACCAAUCACUGGCACUGCAGGGAUGAGUGCUGGGAAAGGAGUAACAACGGUCACUUUGCCAAUGAUCUUUAAUUCUAGUUACCUUAGGAGAGGUGAGAGUCACUGGUGGAUGAAAGGCUCAACUCCAACUCAGAUUGCAGAGAUCAUCAUUAAAUUGAUUAAAGAUAUGGCAGCUGGUCACCUCUCUGAGGCAUGGUCCCGUGUCACUAAGAAUGCAAUUGCAGAGACGAUCAUUGCACUGACAAAAAUGGAGGAGGAGUAUCGUUCUCCCGUACGAUGUAUUGCAACUACUAGGCUGUGGCUGGCUGUUUCAUCAUUGUGUGUGCUUGAUCAAGACCAUGUAGACCGGUUAUCUUCUGGAAGAUGGAUGGGAAAGGAUGGGCAGCAAAAACAAAUGCCAAUGUGUGAUAAUCAUGACGAUGGUGAAACUGCGGCAAUCAUUUUGUGCAAUGCGUGUGGAAACUUGUGCACAGACUGUGAUAGAUUUCUACAUCUCCAUCGGCGAACAAAAUCCCAUCAAAGACAGGUGUUCAAAGAGGAGGAAGAGGCAAUCAAAGUGGAUUUACACGAGGGCUGUGGGAGAACUAAACUCUUCUGGUUGAUGGCUCUUGCUGACUCUAAAACCAUGAAAGCAAUGGUAGAAUUCAGAGAACAAACUGGAAAACCUGCAAGCAGCAGCUCAGAAACCUGUCGCUUCUGUGGAUCCAGAAAUGGGACAGAGCUAUCGGCUGUUGGUAGUGUGUGUUCUGAUGCAGACUGCCAGGAGUAUGCAAAGAGUGCCUGCAGCAAGACCCAUCUAUGUGGGCAUCCGUGUGGAGGUGUGAGGAAUGAGGAUCAUUGUUUGCCUUGCCUACAUGGUUGUGACAAAAAUGCAACAAGUCUGAAGCAGGAUGCAGAUGACAUGUGUAUGAUAUGCUUUACAGAGGCGCUUUCUGCAGCUCCUGCUAUUCAGCUUGACUGCAGCCAUGUGUUUCACUUGCAAUGCUGUAGACGAGUUCUGGAAAACCGAUGGCUGGGACCACGAAUCACUUUUGGAUUUAUGUCCUGUCCAAUCUGCAAGAACAAAAUCAAUCAUACAGUAUUAAAGGAUAUCAUGGAUCCAAUAAAAGAGCUUUACGAAGAUGUAAGAAGAAAAGCGUUGAUGAGGUUGGAAUAUGAAGGGCUGCACAAAAGUGAUGCAAUCACGACGCCAGGAGUGCGAUUUUACAAUGAUCCAGCUAGCUAUGCCAUGAAUAGAUAUGCUUACUAUGUCUGCUAUAAAUGCAAAAAGGCAUAUUUUGGUGGAGAAGCCCGUUGUGAUGCGGAGGCUGGACAGGGAGAUGACUAUGAUCCAAGAGAGCUAAUAUGUGGAGGGUGCUCAGAUGUGUCCAGGGCUCAGAUGUGCCCGAAACAUGGUACAGAUUUCCUAGAGUACAAAUGUCGUUACUGCUGCUCCGUGGCAGUAUUUUUCUGCUUUGGAACAACCCAUUUUUGUAAUGCCUGCCAUGAUGACUUCCAGAGGAUGACCAGCAUUCUUAAAGAAGAACUUCCACAUUGUCCAGCAGGUCCAAAAGGCAAACAACUUGAAGGAACAGAAUGUCCUCUUCAUGUGGUUCAUCCGCCCACGGGGGAAGAGUUUGCAUUGGGAUGCGGAGUGUGCAGAAAUGCUCACACUUUUUAACUGAGCCUGUUUCCUUUCCACUUUUGUUAAAUUUUCUUUCCUUUUUGUGAAUUUCAAGACAGACUUCAGCAGUCUGUCACGCCAGGCAGGUUCUGGACGACAGCCUUGGGUCAGGAUGGGACCAAAGAGUCUGCGAACAAGGUUAUUCAGGAAGGAGGCCUCAGAUUCAGCUGUGUAUUCGCAACACAUGCUCUUCAAACCAAACCUUACAUGUUCUUGUCAAACUGAUAACUGUGCGGUGCUUGCAUGUGGUCAUUACAUAUAGCACCAGAUGUGCACAGCACAUGCUUGAAUGCACACGGUAGAGGGAGGCUCCCCAUAUCAAGGUUAUAUAUAAAAAAUGUAUACAGUAUAUGAAUGGCCAGAGGAUAAGCCACAGUAAUGAACGCUGACUUUCCAGUAGCACUGUACAACUGUACUUGCAUCUCGUGGGAAGAAAGGAGAAUAUUUGUUUAUCUACUAGACUGUUAAUUUAACUCUAUGGUUGCUGGAGAGCCGUGCAUUGCGCCCAGCAGAGAAGCGAAGGGUGGUUCAUGGCAUUUGGCGGGUACAUAAACAUAACAAGGUAUAAAAGUUGUAACAAAUGCUGUACAUAAAAAUAUCAAUGUUCGUCCCGUAUAAAAUUUAUUACAUUACAAAGGCAGUUUCAUUUAAACUUCUGGGUUAUGUUUCAGCCUGAACUUUUAAUGAAGUGCAAUACUGAGUGUGCCUCAUAUCUUUGCAGCUGUAAACUUUAUGGAAUGUACAUGUCAAUAAAGCCACUGUACAUUUUUAUACAGUGACAGUCUGGUGAAUGUUUAGGAUCUUAUUUAAGAGGAAUGGCUUUUAAAAAAAUAAAAAUAAAGAGUUAAAUCAUAUUAUCUGUCA